Brachypodium distachyon (stiff brome) is the source of this 1280-nucleotide messenger RNA. Its product is annotated as protein-L-isoaspartate O-methyltransferase. Bases 249 to 1088 code for a protein of 279 amino acids. Lineage: Eukaryota; Viridiplantae; Streptophyta; Magnoliopsida; Poales; Poaceae. Gene Ontology annotation, cellular component: cytoplasm. The record is from RefSeq and is a predicted model, not a curated record. Gene Ontology annotation, biological process: protein modification process. The transcript is spliced from 4 exons. Gene Ontology annotation, molecular function: protein-L-isoaspartate (D-aspartate) O-methyltransferase activity.
CUGGCCUGUACACGGGACAGGGGGAGCCGGUGCAGGCGCUACGUGUGAGGUCUGUCAUUCUGUGGACUCGGGUCUCCGCUUACGCACAGAGCGAGCCAGUUUCCACCCUCGCGGAACAGAAGUCUAGAAGGGCCGCGCGGCGGCCACCUGUCGAGGCGACCGUCGUCCACAGCGCCACCGCGGCUGAGCUCCCAACACCUGUUCGCCCCCCUCCCCUCCCCUCAUAUAACGGGAAAUUCUCCAGCGCCAUGUCCUUCGCCGCCGCUUCCGCGCCAGCGUACACAUCGUCCCGCCUCCCGUCGCCCUCCACGGCCGCCCGCCGCCGAUUCCUCCGCCACCUCCUCGCGGCUCCUCCGAGGCCGGCGCCGCUGCGGCGCUGCGCCCCGUACCACUGGAUGGCGCAAUAUUGGACUCAAGGAUCACUAGAGAAGAACAAAGCUUUGGUUGAGUACCUGAAGCAGUAUGGUGCCGUUACAACAGAUAAAGUGGCUGAAGUACUGGAAAGUAUGGACAGAGCGUUAUUUGUAUCAGAGGGACUUACACCUUAUACUGACAGUCCAAUGCCUAUUGGUUACAAUGCCACAAUAUCUGCUCCCCAUAUGCACGCAACCUGCUUAGAACUGUUAAAGGAUCACUUGCAGCCAGGCAUGCAUGCUCUGGACGUUGGAUCAGGCAGCGGCUACUUGACAGCUUGUUUUGCAAUGAUGGUUGGACCAGAAGGCCGUGCAGUAGGGAUUGAACACAUUCCUGAACUUGUCGCUGCUUCGAUUGGAAAUGUAGAACGGAGUGCUGCAGCGCCAUUACUGAAGGAUGGUUCCCUUUCUUUUCAUGUUUCAGAUGGCAGGCUUGGCUGGCCGGACGCUGCGCCCUACGACGCCAUUCAUGUGGGCGCAGCGGCACCUGAGAUCCCUGAGCCGCUGCUCGAGCAGCUGAAGCCUGGCGGGCGGAUGGUCAUUCCUGUAGGUACCUUUUCCCAGGACCUGCAGGUGAUCGACAAGAACCCUGAUGGAUCUACCAGCGUCAGCAAUGGCGCCUCCGUGCGCUACGUCCCUCUGACCAGCCGUGACGCGCAGCUGCAGGACCCGUGAGAUCCCUCUCCCAAGAAUAUCCAAAUGCCUGUACAUAUAUCUAGGAUCUUGUCUCCCGAUGUCGCCUCUGAUGUUUUAAAUGGUCCGCUUCAAUUAGCAAUGGCUCAAUGCUGAUCGAAGCCGCUGUAGAUUAUGUGAAUAUGUGUGUUCCUAUGUGCAAUAAGAGGCGGCCUGUUAGCGUUUCUGUCUUCU